This is a messenger RNA of Ectocarpus sp. CCAP 1310/34, 609 nucleotides long. The record is from the annotation of a GenBank genome assembly. NCBI's taxonomy places the organism in Eukaryota, Phaeophyceae, Ectocarpales, Ectocarpaceae.
AUGGCGUUCGUGUUCUCAGAGACUGUGCUCGAUUCCACGCCUGCCUUUCGAGGGUUGCUGGGGUGCGACGAAGCUGGUGGCUGGGAUGGGCUGGCGUGUCAAACAGUCAACGGUGCUCAAUACCGGGACCUCGGGAACCUGGGCAAAGUUCACAAUAAUCACACCUACAACAGCAUCCGAUCCUCAGCACAUGAGGUCAUUGUCGCAAGCGCUUUUGACGGGGCCGUCAGUCUGGAGGAGACAUCACCCUGUCCAGCAGAGGCAGAAAACUUGUUUGACCCCCCGGGGUCAUGUACAAUACACGCGGUCCAGGGUCGACCGGUCGAGGGAACGGUGAUCAUCCAUCAAGCCCGGCAUCCUCACGCCGACGUGCACUGGCUGUUGACGGCGAACAGCCGAGCCACAGGGCCCUCGAACGUCAGGGUCGUAGAUGACAUUCAUCGCAGCGAGAGUGAUAUGCCCGAUCGGGUGAUGACAUCGUGGGUUUCUAGGAAGGUCACGAGCUGCAUCUAUGCCGCCGUUCGUUGCGGCCGGGCGUCUUGGACCAGAAGAGGGUGGAAGGCACAGAGAAGCCCUUGUUCAAGAACUACUGAACUCUUACGGAGGUAG